AAUGUAUAGCAGAUGUGUGAAAACGAAACCAGAACUGUAAAACUUACGCCUGAUAUUGCUGAGCUUGUGCCUGAACGCCACUAUCGUUGCCCGCAGGAUGGCUGCUUGCAAUUCUUUGGGAACCCCAGUCACUUGGAAAUGCACCUACGCAAGCGACACAAUGUGAUCCAAGAAAGGGAGCAGCAGAAUGAUGGCAAGACAACUGUUUUCCAUUGCCCUGUAGAUAAAUGUAUGUACCAUGUGCAGACACUGGGUGCGCGCAGCUUUACGACACUACGCCUACUGCGUCAGCACUACCAAAAGAUGCACCUGGCGAAGAACUACAAAUGCGACGGAUGCCAGCAACAAUUCCUCCUGGUGCACCAUUUGAAAGCGCAUAGGUGCGUAGAGCAUGUGUGUCCGGUAUGCGGUCUAACCUACACGUCCAAGGCCGCGCUGCGAACGCACGUUCGGCGAAAGGGCCAUAUUCUGGAGGAGAAAGUCAGCAAGUCGUUUAACAAAGUAGCUAUAAAAAGGGUCCCAAAAGUGGUUAAUGCUAAAAGCCCUGAUAUUAAAACAGAGCCGGAACAGGUUUCACCCAAUAUUUAUCUAACGCCUGUUUUUGAGAUGUCAUCUGAAAUCAGCGCACCACCGCCCAAUCACCUGUUCUAUUGUUUGCCGGCCUUCGAGGUACCACAUACCGUGCAAGUGUCCACGGAGCCCGAGGAUCUUGCGCCAGAGACUGCAAGAAAUGUGCCCGCACAUUUAAGUAAACAGGAUCAUUAUAUAAAUACUACUGACAUGCCUAAUUUUAGCGCCGAGGAAGUUGAUCUAGAUCUACUGCUACGUGAUACGGAAACUCAAACCGAUGACGUAGAUCUGGAUACUUUAGACAUGAACAAUGGCGUACUGGCGCCUUUGUUGCGUGAUAUACAAACCCAGACGCCGGACAACAGACACAAUCAGGCCACAAUGACCGAAGAUGAUGAUCAACAAACGAAUUCAGCUGCUAACCAAUAUGUCGCCUUCGAUGAGCCUAUGUUUGGAACGCAAACCUCUGCUCACAUGUACACACAAACGUGUGAUGAACUGUUUGAGGAACUGGGACUGUCCCAUAUACAAACACAAACCAAUUGGCAGGACGGCCUUUACAACACACAGUACACGCAAACCUGUGAUGAAAUGCUGGACGAACUGUUGGAAAACUUCCAGUCGACGUACACACAAACUCGCUGGUUAGAAUAGCACAAAAUGUGAAAUUCAAGCGAUAGGCAGUGCGCUCCUAAAAUUGUGGUUGUUGCUAUAACUAGAAACCUAAAUUCCCUGCGGUUGGCGAUGAAGUCUCAGCUACAGAGUACUCCUCACCACGCGGUAAACAUACAACCGAAAAGCAUUGGAAAACAAGGUUCUUUAACUAAAUUCUCGUAAUAAUUUCAUCAACCAAGAUCCCCAGUCAGUAUGGAAACAUAUAACUGAAGACCCUUACGUUUAUUUUUAUUUUUUAUUACAGUUUAAGUUUAAUAUAUUUGUAUAAUAAUAGCGAA
Molecule: messenger RNA, 1523 nt
Organism: Scaptodrosophila lebanonensis
Lineage: Eukaryota; Metazoa; Arthropoda; Insecta; Diptera; Drosophilidae
Gene: Asciz
Exons: 1
Coding region: 13-1224 (403 amino acids)
Biological process (GO): regulation of transcription by RNA polymerase II
Cellular component (GO): nucleus
Molecular function (GO): DNA-binding transcription factor activity, RNA polymerase II-specific; transcription cis-regulatory region binding
Source: RefSeq, a predicted model, not a curated record